AUGGCGUCCGCCGAGGGUGUGGGCGCCGUCAUCUCGGGCCUGGAGACGGAGUAUGAAAGGUCACGCAAGUUCCUCGCGGAUUUAUGUCGCUCGCUCGAGGCACGCGGCUUGCUGAAGCGGUCUAGCCCUAUCGAGGCUAGCUCCCUCGCAACGAAGGAAUCCAACGGAGCAGCCUCAUUUGUGCAAGACGUCGAUGUUACUAACCCAUUUGCGCAUUUUGAUUUGAGCGAGGAAAAUAGUGGACUGAGCGCUUCGGGCCGCGUUGCCAAGAAGCUCUCGACCGCCAUCUCCAGCUACACGUGCAUUGACCCUUCCACACAGGAUGGUAUUUCGGAUCGUCCCUUUCUUGGAGCUACGGAGACUGUCUGUGUGCCGAUGCGCCGAGCAUCCAUAAUCGGUGGUUCCGGACUCUCCCUGGAUGCUUCCCAUGCUGCUGCGCAUUUGCUCAUUAUGCCACCACCACAAACCGCCCUCGGGGGCGGCCGCCACCGCCGCUCCUCCCUGGACUUCGUUCCCGCGCCGCCGGCCCAUCACCGCAAAUGGCUAGACGGCACUUUCCUCGGUUCGCAGCACCCGCCGUGUCCGCUGACGUCACAGCAAUCGCCCGUGCUGACAUCCUUGGCGUCGUCGUCGACGCCGCAGCUGCAGCAGCAGCAGCUUUCAGCGGCAACGGCCGGAACCUUUGCGCAGGAGCCGCCCCAGCUACAGCAGCUACAGCAUCCGCCGUCGGAGAGUGGAGGUGGACCUCCGCCGCCGCCGCAACAGCAACAGCAGCAGGCAAAUGGCUUUCCGGUCGACCCGCCUCAGGCCAAGAAGGGCUCCAGCCCCACCACCCAGCCGCAUCUGCCCCUCCUUGCGCACACAAACAGCAUUCUGACCUCCGCCCUAAACUCGCCCAUGGCCCUUCCGAAAAGCCCUGCCGCCGCCGCCGCCGCCGCGGCGGCGGCGGCGGCGACGAAUGCCGCAUUUCACAUCAGCACGGAGAUCGACAGUGGCAGCGGCGCCGUCAGCAGCGGCUCCGCGGUGGCAAGCCCGUUCAGCAUCAGCCGCGGCGGCAGCGGUACGGCACGUCGCAGUAGCUUAAGCGGACCGCCGCCGUCCUCUGGCGCCGCUGCCGCCGCUGCCGCCGCCGCCGUCACCAGCUUGCUGGAGCAAUCCUCCUCACCCCCUGGAUCCGGUUCGAAUCCAUGCGGCGACAUGAGGCCUCGAUCUGGUCGAUUCAGCCGCUACAACCACAACUACAACCACCACUAUCAGGGCCCCCAGCAGUCCACGGCGGGGCCACAGAUGGCACUUUGCUCUACCGGCCUGCUGCUUACUGCUGGCCACGUCAGCAAGGCCGAGCAAGCGAGAAGCGAGUUUUUUUGGUCAAAGAGCGAGAAAUACAUGUUCCAACUGCCAUGUUCCAACUGCCAUACAGAGCCGUACAUUUUGCGUACGGAUUAUUGA
Volvox carteri f. nagariensis is the source of this 1449-nucleotide messenger RNA. RefSeq lists its product as uncharacterized. The coding region runs from base 1 to 1449 and encodes 482 amino acids. Lineage: Eukaryota; Viridiplantae; Chlorophyta; Chlorophyceae; Chlamydomonadales; Volvocaceae. The record is from RefSeq and is a predicted model, not a curated record. The transcript is spliced from 5 exons.